Molecule: messenger RNA, 1473 nt
Organism: Apodemus sylvaticus (European woodmouse)
Lineage: Eukaryota; Metazoa; Chordata; Mammalia; Rodentia; Muridae
Gene: Smyd1
Product: SET and MYND domain containing 1
Exons: 10
Coding region: 1-1473 (490 amino acids)
Cellular component (GO): nucleus
Molecular function (GO): protein binding; histone H3K4 methyltransferase activity
Source: RefSeq, a predicted model, not a curated record
AUGACCAUAGGCAGCAUGGAGAAUGUGGAGGUCUUCACUUCCGAGGGCAAAGGCAGAGGUCUGAAGGCCACGAAGGAAUUCUGGGCUGCAGACGUCAUCUUUGCUGAGCGGGCUUAUUCUGCAGUGGUUUUUGACAGCCUCAUUAACUUCGUGUGCCACACCUGCUUCAAGAGGCAGGAGAAGCUCCAUCGCUGCGGGCAGUGCAAGUUCGCCCAUUACUGCGACCGCACGUGCCAGAAGGAAGCCUGGCUGAACCACAAGAACGAGUGCUCGGCCAUCAAGCGAUACGGGAAGGCGCCCAACGAGAACAUCAGGCUGGCAGCCCGCAUCAUGUGGCGAGUGGAGAGAGAGGGCACUGGGCUCACAGAGGGCUGCCUGGUGUCAGUGGAUGACUUGCAGAACCACGUGGAACACUUCGGGGAGGAGGAGCAGAAGGAACUCCGAGUAGACGUGGACACGUUCUUGCAGUACUGGCCGCCACAGAGCCAGCAGUUCAGCAUGCAGUACAUCUCGCACAUCUUUGGCGUGAUCAACUGCAAUGGCUUCACUCUCAGUGACCAGAGAGGGCUACAGGCAGUGGGCGUGGGCAUCUUCCCGAACCUGGGCCUGGUGAACCAUGACUGUUGGCCAAACUGCACUGUCAUAUUCAACAAUGGCAAUCAUGAGGCAGUGAAAUCCAUGUUUCACACGCAGAUGAGGAUUGAGCUCCGGGCCCUGGGCAAGAUCUCAGAAGGCGAGGAGCUGACGGUGUCCUACAUAGACUUCCUGCACCUCAGCGAAGAGCGCAGGCAGCAGCUGAAGAGGCAGUACUACUUUGACUGCUCCUGUGAGCACUGCCAGAAGGGGCUGAAGGAUGACCUCUUCCUGGCAGUGAAGGAAGACCCCAAGCCCUCCCAGGAAGUGGUGAAGGAGAUGCUACAAUUCUCAAAGGAUACACUGGAAAAAAUAGACAAGGCUCGCUCUGAGGGUUUGUAUCAUGAGGUUGUGAAGCUGUGUCGGGAGUGCCUGGAGAAGCAGGAGCCAGUGUUUGCUGACACCAACCUCUACGUGCUUCGGCUGCUGAGCAUUGUGUCAGAGGUCCUCUCCUACCUCCAGGCCUAUGAGGAGGCCUCACAUUAUGCCAGGAGGAUGGUGGAUGGCUACAUGAAACUCUACCACCAUAACAAUGCCCAGCUGGGCAUGGCUGUGAUGCGGGCAGGGCUGACCAACUGGCAUGCUGGUCACAUUGAAGAGGGGCACGGGAUGAUCUGCAAAGCCUAUGCUAUUCUCCUGGUGACCCAUGGUCCCUCCCACCCUAUCACCAAAGACUUAGAGGCCAUGCGGAUGCAGACAGAGAUGGAGCUGCGCAUGUUCCGCCAAAAUGAAUUCAUGUACCACAAGAUGCGAGAGGCUGCCCUGAACAACCAGCCCAUGCAGGUCAUGGCUGAGCCCAGCAAAGAACCCGCGCCAGCUCUGUUCCAUAAGAAGCAAUGA